Xiphophorus couchianus (Monterrey platyfish) is the source of this 2047-nucleotide messenger RNA. RefSeq names its product transmembrane protein 231 (gene tmem231). Gene Ontology annotation, biological process: regulation of protein localization; cilium assembly. The transcript has 7 exons. NCBI's taxonomy places the organism in Eukaryota, Metazoa, Chordata, Actinopteri, Cyprinodontiformes, Poeciliidae. The record is from RefSeq and is a predicted model, not a curated record. Gene Ontology annotation, cellular component: ciliary transition zone; ciliary membrane. The coding region runs from base 259 to 1188 and encodes 309 amino acids.
GUGGCAGCCAUGGAAACCGUUUGACGCUAGACACGGCGCGGUGGGCUGCUCUGCUAAUACGCUAAAAGAAAGCUAGCACCGCUAGCAUCUGUAAACGCCACCUUUUGUCAAUAUUACGUGCGUAAAGUCGACGUUGGAGACAGCUAGAUGGACAUCACCUAACAAGAGCAAUAUGUUAUUCACCUCAAUUUGUUUUGUGUGAAUGUUUGCUCGCUUUAGAUCACUCGGUUAGCAUCUUCGCUAGCUUUAGCAUCACCGAUGGCUUUCUAUGAAGUGUACUCUCAUCCGGCUCUGGUCCGGUACCGAACCAGCGUUUGUACAAAGGCCACCCUGUUCCUGGUGGUUGUCCUGUGCCUCACAUACAUCACGCCUCUGCUGGUCGCUUACAGAAGCCAAGGUUUCUGGAUUAAGAGAAAAACUUAUGAAGAACAGCCAGUGGUGAGAUUCCAGUACCAAACCCUGCUGUUCGCAGCCACCAGUUUACAAGGAGAUUACGUUGCCUGGAGCACGUUUCCUCAUCUCAACAACAUGCUUGGCACCAACCUAAGGAUUCCUGCCGUCUCUGUGAGAGAAGAGGACCAGAACCAAGAUGGGAAGUUGGACCUUUUGACAUUUCAGCUGCAGCUUCCUCUGAAAUCUGAUGAACAUGUAUACAGUAUUCAGCUGCUGCUCACCUUCAGCUACCAGCUCUUUCGGAAGUCCACUGUAGUGAUGCAGAGCCUUGCGUUUGUGCAGCACUCGUCUCCGGUGCCCGGAGCGAAGAUGUUCAUCAGUGGAGACCUGAGGCUGCAGCAGAGGGUUCCUCUGCCUCACAAAGGGCUCCACAACAUUUACAACGUCUCAGUGAUUGACGGCGCCAGCCUUUUUGCAAGUUCAUAUGACCUGAUCAACAUCAUGAGGAGCUACCAGAAGAGAAACUUAUCGACGGUGCUGUCCAGUCCAGUACUGGUCUGGACUGUGGGUCGAGCUGAUGGCUCCCCCUUUGAGCUGAAUGCUGAAAUCCGUUAUCCCUUGGAGAUCAUCAGCUAUCGGCCCGGCUUUUGGGAAACCAUCAAGUUUGCCUGGAUCCAGUAUGUCAGCAUCCUCCUAAUAUUCCUUUGGGUCUUUGAACGCAUCAAGAGAUUUGUUUUCCAGAACCAGGUCAUCAGAACCUCACCCGUACCUGUGGAAAAACCUCACUUUUCCUGAUACAGGGGUAAUAUGUUUUCUAUAGGUGUAGACUAUAUGAAAUUUUCUCAAAUGGCUCCAUAUUUUUGAUAUUGUUCUUUUUUAACUUCAUAAUCUAACUACAUGUUAAAUGAGAGAGUUGAUCCAUUCAGGACUUUUUAUAGUGUUGUUACAAGAACACAUACACAAGUAAAAAAGAUUUUCAUUAGUGAGAAUGAAUUUGACACCAAGAAUAACAUGUAGUGAGACCAGAACUGAAAAGAUAAAUUAAUUUUGCAUACUUUUGCUUCUCAAACUGCUGUUUCCGGUCAACACUUAUAAAAGCAUUGUAAGUCUGCUCCGAUUUCACACUUAAAAGAACAAGUUGGUGUCGCGUGUCAAGAGGCACGACUUCCUUCUUAUGCAAGAAGGAAGUAAUAAAUUUAAACUACUCAUUUCCCUGCAUGGGUUAAUUUAUUGCUGUGUCUGUGAAGUCGGUCUAAACAUCCUGAAAGGCUUUUUUCCUGUAACAGCACGACACAGAUGACUCUCAUUGAAUACCCAUUAGAUUAAUUUCAGAAUCUAAAACUUAUGGACGCAGGACAGAAAGUUGUUUCUGUUUGUGCUGAUUAAUCAGAGAGCUGAUUAGACUUUUCUUUGUAAAGGAAAACUUACAAAGAAAGCACAUUUAUUGUCUUAUAGAGUUCUAUAUUGUUUUCUGUGUAGUAACCUAAUAAACCUUUUUCCUAGAAGAUAAUUCUUCUUCUUUUUCUGCUGUGUCAUAGCAUUUGAAGUGUAGGGAUUUUGUGAAUUGUCUUUAUUUUUGCAACUUGAAUGUUAUAUGUUUUAAAACAGUUUGUGAUAUAAAUAAAAUUAAUUAUUUUGUACAGUGUAUGCAGCA